This is a messenger RNA of Mya arenaria, 1231 nucleotides long. RefSeq lists its product as uncharacterized. The record is from RefSeq and is a predicted model, not a curated record. NCBI's taxonomy places the organism in Eukaryota, Metazoa, Mollusca, Bivalvia, Myida, Myidae. The transcript is spliced from 3 exons. The coding region runs from base 398 to 901 and encodes 167 amino acids.
ACCAUGCAUUUAUUGCUUUGUAAUGGGUGAUAUUGAUACAUUCUUAAUGCUUUAAAAAUAAACUUUAUUUCAUUUAAAACUUACUUUCUUUACAAACCAUAUUAAAACUAAAUAAAUAAUUUAUAAAAAUCAUUUAAAGCUUUCCUUACAAACCAUAUUAAAACUGAAUAUAAAAUGUCACUAACUUAAAUUGAAACUUUGUCGUAAUUUGCUUUCGACAUUCACGUUUUAAAAUUUAAACCAUAUGGCGGAAAAUCUAGCAAAUCAACAAACUAACAGCAACUCAAUUAUGGUGCAACUAUUAAGCUUCCUGUAAGAUUACGAGUACUACACACACUUCCGGCAUUUGAACGGUGUAUCGUAUCUCAUUUGGAUUUUACCGUUAUUUGUUUUAUACAUGGAAUUAAAGUGGUUUCUAGGUAUUGUUGGUGUAGGAGAAGCGUGUAUUAAUGUGCUGUUUUGUUAUCUUGCUCUCAUUUUGGACGACUGGAUCGACCAUUCACCCUUCCCCAGGGUAGGACUUUGGACAGGUUGGUCAGAUAUGCCAAGUUGGGUAAAGCCCACCCGAGCCAUGAUGUUUCUGGGCCUGUUUGCUACGAUCGGUACCACCGUGACGGCUAGUAUCUUUGUCAAGAAAAACAUCAAAGUGUUCCUCUUCAUAACCAUUGGCCUGGCUGUCGUCUCAGGUAUUUUCAUGCUGGCUGGGUACUUAAUAUUUUCUGAGGCGACGUCACAUUUGGGAUUACGCGGCGGCAAUGGCUCUUCGUUUUGUAUACGUGCCUGUAUUCUUGCGUGGGGCAUUGCCAUUACAUAUGCUUUUGUAUUUAUCUUGUCUAAGAGGGAACUGCCGCCAGCUAAUCUCGUUCAUGCUUCACUCAAUCCACUAGAAACACAUAUGUAAAAUAUACAUGUGAACAUAGCGUUUAAAUAUUACUGGAAAUGUAUGACUAUGUUACAGACAAAAUAACAUUUAAAAGACUGUUUUCUGUUUUUUGACAUAUUAUUCGUGAAACUAUGCUUAAAGGCGGUAUAAAACAGUAUUCAGUAAAGUAUAUUGGUCAAUAAUGUGGCAGUCUUGAAGAAAUUUUAGUCGCCAUUAAAAGAUUGAAAGUGAUUUAUUGUUCAUUAAUAUUUUUGCAUCAUCAUCAUCAUCAUCAUCAUCAUCAUCAUCAUCAUCAUCGUCCGUUUUACAUGUUCACAUUUUUAAAGCAGAUAAUAAUUGACAUUUUCA